Molecule: messenger RNA, 2948 nt
Organism: Nasonia vitripennis (jewel wasp)
Lineage: Eukaryota; Metazoa; Arthropoda; Insecta; Hymenoptera; Pteromalidae
Product: ankyrin repeat domain-containing protein 65
Exons: 8
Coding region: 1124-2545 (473 amino acids)
Molecular function (GO): protein binding
Source: RefSeq, a predicted model, not a curated record
CGCCCGACGGAUUUUCCGCCGUGGUGGUACUUAUAACGCGCGAUCUCGUCAUCGUCGGCGCGGUUUUACGCAGGUGAUACGCGAUCAUUAGACAGUUUUUGGCUUGAGACUGUCGCGGAAAAGUGCGCCGCGGCGUGUGAUGUGCUGUGUAGCCGGCGAUGCCAACGUCCGAGCUAAAUAAGAAGCUGAUUGCACAAGCGACCAGCUAAAAUAGAAGCCGCGAACAGGCUGCGCGUCAGAGGGCUGGUUAUUAAAAGCGACGCGGAUAAACAUCGUUUGGCGAGAUUAAAGAAAACGAAGAAGCGACCAAAUUGCGCGUGCGUCGAGUGUGUGGUCUAGCGUGGCGGCAGCCUGAAAUUUGAAUUUGGCCGAAUAGCCCAGUAGUGGGCGAGCGAGCCUUAGAGCGCGAGGAGUUAAUCGUCAUCCUACGAUCCGCGCGACUGCAUCGGUUCAUGUGCGUAAACGAAACAGCCCUCGCUAUCGAGCCGGAAAUCACUCGUCGAAAUCUGCUGAAAUUUGGCAACAGUUCCAAAGAGAGAGAGCAGGAGAGCUUUGGUGCACAAUACAUACAAGAAGCGAGCACGCAUCACGAUGACCUACAAGCAUCAUCGGAGCAGACGAAACUUUGAUCAAAAGUUUUGAUCGAUUAUUCGAUUUUACGUCGCCGCGCGGCUAUUGUUCGCGCCUUCUCGCGAGCGAGAAAUUCUGUAUACAGAGGCGCAGAGUCAGCUGCAAACGAGAAAUAUAGUAAGCAGUCUGAUGUGUUAUAACUGCAACGGCGUAGGAUAAGAAUAAGUCAGCACACAGUCCGAGGAGGCGCGAUAUCGAUCCCGGAGGCCUGUUCUCGCUCUCUGCGCCCACUACCUACCUGCCGCUGCUUUAUCGCUCGAUCACUCGAGCCGCUACUCUCUUGCUCAGCGCGCGGAUUAAUUAGGCCCGGCACACGCACGCUGGCGGCGUCGGCGGCCUCUCUUCCGUACACGCCGCUACCGCGCGCGAGAGCAGCAGCAGCAGCAGCAGCCACUGGCGCAUCUACGAAAAUAGAGGCGUUUGUUUGGAUAGCCGGAUCGGAUGGAUAAACUACUAGCGUCGGAAGCAACAGCGAGAGGAAACAUCAGCCAGGAUGACCGAGUCGUCGUCGGCGAGCUGCAGGAGCCGCAGAGCCGUUUAUCCGGUAACCAGGCUGCGCAAGAUCCUGGUCCAGGAGAACGGCAGCGUGCUCGGAAGCGGAAGUAGGAGCGGCAGAAGCUCGCCGGUGCGCAGCACGUCCCCCUCGCCUACCGCCGCCUCGCGUCAGCAGAAGCAGUGCAGUCGCAGCAUCCUCAAACGUGCCACGACCUGCUCAUCGGCGAGCAACGGCAAUAAGUGCGUGUCGUUCGACUCAGCAGCAGCCGCCGCCGCCGCCGCCGCCGCCGCAGCGAGCGCCAGCAGGAGCGGCAACGGCAAACGCCUCCACGAGUCCAAGCUCUACAGGCGGGGCGUUCUCCAGGCCAUCAACUGUUGCGCCGCGGAGCGCAAGAUUCGCAGCAGCAGCGUCGAUCUGCCGGCGAGAAAUCUGCCGUUGUCUUGGGAGGAGUCCUUGGGGGGGCCCCGGGCCCUCCUGGGGGCGGCGCAGGAUGCCGACGACGAGCUCAUCGGCAAGAUUCUCGCGAUCGCCGGCAAGUCCGGUCUCGGCAACAUCGAGCUCAACGCCUGCGACGCCAGCGGAAGGACAGCCAUCAGCUACAUGGCGGGCAACGGGAGCGCGCUCGUGCUCGAGGCCUGUCUGGCGCUGCGCGGCGCCGAUCCCAACCUGCCGGACAACGAGGGCAACACGCCGCUUCACUUCGCCGCCCAGGCCGGCCAGACCGAGUGCCUCAACAUCCUGCUGCAGCGCUGCCACGGCAUCGAGGUCGACGCCAGGAACGGCCUCGGCUUCACGCCCCUCAUGAAGGCCGCCCUCCAGGGUCGCACCAAGUGCGCCAAGAUUCUCCUCUUCGCCGGCGCCAACCCGACCCUGCGCGACCACGGCCGGGGACUGCGCGCCGAGCAGUGGGCCCGCUUCUGCGGCCGCUACGUCUGCGCCGAGGUCAUCGAGAGAUUCGCCCGACACAGGCUCCUCGAGAAGACCACCUCCUGUCGCUGGGGCAGCGAGCCCGAGCUCGCCGCGCAGCUACUCCAGGGCAAGCUCCUGCCCAUCCCGCCAGCAGCUACGCAGCAGCAGCAGCAGCCGCCGCCGUCGACUGGCCUAAAGUCCAAGAUCAGACGAGUCUUCCGUACCUCCUCGAGCUCCUCCCCGAGCUACAAUCUGGUCUCGCAGCUGACGAGCGCGGCGCUCUGCGCCAGCAGUCCCGUCCUGCCGAAGCCCGGCGACGCAGCCGUCUCGCCCGUCGUCAAGAGCCUUCUCCGACCGCUCAGCGUUCCCCAACUAAGGAUAACACUCGUAGCGCCCCAUCAGGACAUGCUCGAGAAAUCAAGCGACAAGUGCGAUCACGGCACGAGUUUCACUGAAAAAAUCGAAAGCACAAUGGCCAAGCCACCAAGAACGAAAAAGAAGAGUAAAUGAGUUCACCAGGCCUACGUAUUAUAUUAUACAGCUCGCGCUCUUAUCUGUAUUUGUUAUAUGUAUAAUUACCGAUGCAUUUCACACGCGGAUACGUGUUACUACGUCUAUAUGCAACCCUGGUCGACUUUGUUUAUCACUUGCGAUAACUAUCGUUAUAUACUGUGUAAUAUGCAGUUGUUAUCAUAUACUCUCGUUAUUACUAUACUGUAUACUCGUUAUGUGUAUAUGUGAAGUGUUGAAUUGCGCGCGUGCAACGAGCACCCUUCCUUUGUUAUAUUAACCUUUUUUACUGACGACGACAAUUCAUACGCACGCGUACAUAAAUAUAUAUAUAUAUAUAUAUAUAUUAUUAUCUCCAAAUGUAUACAUCCAAAGUACGUAAAAAUAUAAGUAUAAGUUUCAA